CUUUGUUCUCUAUCACUGCGGCCUCUGACGUCCAUGACGUCACGCCGUUACGUACGACGUCCUCGGUAGAGAGUACGUCGAGCAGACAGACAGACAGUCCUCUGGAGAUGAUGGAGCUCUGUCUAGUCGACAGCGCUCACUAUGAUGCUAUCUGACAUCUCCAGUGACAUUAUGCACAUUUCGCUCGCUUGACUCGCGAUGUGACUGCGGAUCAGAGUCAGGCAUGACUCGGCUGCUGUGUAGCUUUCUAGCUGGCUGUUAGCUGCUCCUCUCCUCCAUCAUCAGUCUGCUGCGGUCAGUCAGAGAGCUCCAGCAGGCGGCUAACAGCUCCAGCUGAUCCGCUGCAGCACCACACACAGCCCGGCGAGCAGGAGGUGGUGAUGAGGCCUUAAAUGACAGAUCGGAGACGGUGUGUUCAGUCAUCAAAUACAGACGUCCUACUGAUGGUUGCUGCUGAUCUUUAAUCCGCAGACAUGGCGUCGCAGCUCCAGGUGUUCUCCUCUCCCUCCGUGUCCUCCAGUGCCUACUCUCGUUCGAAGAGGCUUAAAGUGGAGAACACUGCCUGGGAUGUGUCCAACCAGCUGGGAGAUAAUGGUUACUACCAGCAGAGCCCCACCCAGGGAGCUGCACCCUCCACUUCUGGCUCCAACUUCAACCCGGUGUACAACUCCAACCAGGCGAAUCCGCCGACGGCCGGCUCCCGGGAGCAGACGGUGGUGCGUGCGGCCGACAGCACAGGUAGUGUUCGCGGACCCCCCUCCUCCUCUUCCUCGUCCUCCUCCUCCAGCCGCCGCGUCAAGGAUGCGGAGUCCUCCUCCCAGCCGUGCGACCUCUACCACAAGCAGUACAGUUUGAAGCGGAAGAGCGAAGAGGUGGACAGCAGCGACAGCGUCCAGAUCCUGGAGGAGCUCUCAGCCCCCGUGGUCUCAAACCGCACCGGUGGCGGAGGGGGAACCACCACGGCGCAGUCCAUAGCACAUUCCACUUCUACCACGAAGAGCAGCAACUCCCACAGCGAGGGCGACUACCAGCUGGUCCAGCACGAGAUUCUGUGCUCGAUGUCCAACAGCUACGAGGUGCUCGAGUUCCUGGGACGAGGCACCUUCGGCCAGGUGGCAAAAUGCUGGAAGCGCGGCACAAACGAGAUAGUUGCAAUUAAGAUCUUGAAGAACCAUCCCUCCUACGCUCGGCAAGGUCAAAUUGAAGUAAGCAUCCUUAGCAGGCUGAGCACAGAGAACGCCGACGAGUUCAACUUCGUCCGCUCAUACGAGUGUUUCCAGCACAAGAACCACACGUGCCUUGUGUUCGAGAUGCUGGAGCAGAACCUUUACGACUUCCUGAAGCACAGCAAGUUCAGCCCGCUGCUGCUCAAGUGCAUCCGGCCCAUUCUGCAGCAGGUCGCCACGGCGCUGAUGAAGCUGAAGAGCCUCGGGCUGAUCCACGCCGACCUGAAGCCUGAGAACAUUAUGUUAGUGGACCCUCUGAGGCAGCCGUACAGAGUGAAAGUCAUUGACUUCGGCUCCGCCAGCCACGUGUCCAAAGCGGUUUGUUCCACCUACCUGCAGUCCCGAUACUACAGAGCUCCGGAGAUCAUUCUGGGCCUUCCUUUCUGUGAAGCGAUCGACAUGUGGUCGUUGGGAUGUGUCAUUGCUGAGCUGUUCUUGGGAUGGCCCCUCUAUCCUGGUGCCUCUGAGUAUGAUCAGAUUCGUUACAUUUCCCAGACCCAGGGCCUUCCUGCAGAGUACCUGCUGAGUGCAGGAACCAAGACCAGCCGCUUCUUCAACAGAGGACCCGACUCAAGCUACCCCCUAUGGAGACUCAAAACACCUGCAGAACACGAGGCAGAGAUGGGCAUCAAGUCAAAGGAGGCAAGGAAAUACAUCUUCAACUGUCUGGAUGAUAUGAUGCAGGUGAGGGUGAACAUGACAAACCUGGAGGGGACGGACAUCUUGGCAGAGAAGGCUGACAGGCGGGAGUUCAUAGACCUGCUGAAGAAGAUGCUGACGCUAGACGCAGACAAACGCAUCACGCCCAUGAAGACGCUGAACCACCCCUUUGUUACCAUGACUCACCUGCUGCACUUCCCUCACAGCUCACACGUGAAGUCCUGUUUCCAAAAUAUGGAUAUAUGCAAACGCAGAUGCAGCGCCUUUGAGAAUGGAAAAAAUAUGUUUGCAAGCAACAAUACCCCAAGUACAGCCACCAACCUCACCGUCACCUUCAGUAGCCAACUAAACCAGCACAAUCAGAUGGCCUCGACGGGAGGCCAGUCCCUGUCCCUCAGCAGCAACGUCCCGUUGCUGAACUACCAGCCCGGCCUCUACCAGCAGGCCACCAUAAACAUCCCCGGCCUGACCCAGCAGGGCGUGCCCCUGCAGACCAGACCCACCCAGCUCUGCGCCCAGACCGAGCCCUUCCAGCAAACGCUCAUAGUUUGCCCUCCCACCAUCCAGGGUCUUCAGACGUCCAACAAGCCCUCUGGUUAUCCAGUGAGGAUGGACAACUCCGUACCCCUAGUUCCUCAGAACCAGUCGUCCCAGUCUCUUCACCUCCAGCCCGGCAUGCUGGCACAGGCCUCCCUCGACCCCCUGCUGGUAAGCAGCCUGUACGCCUCCGUGGCGGGAAUGUCGCCUUUAGGCUCAGUCCGGCUGCCAGUUCGCUGCAGGGGUACGAGCCUCGGCGGCUUACUGGAUCAGAGUGCCUCCAUGCUGCAGGGCUGGCCAGCAGGAACACAGCAGAUCCUCAUCCCUUCCACAUGGCAGCAGAUGCCAGGCAUGGCCAUCCACAACCCCGGGCAGGCGGUGGUGCCUGACUCACCCAUGGGAGCCCCGAUCCCUGACAGUCAACAAGCUUCUAGCUGGAGGGGUCGUCAUGGAAACCAAUAUGAUGGCGUCAGCCAGCAGGACUCUGGUGUUGGCCGUCACGCUGCCUCCCAAAGCCACAACUCAGGGGCCGCUCACACAAGAUCCCAACAGGGCAAGAGGUCCAAGGCUCGACAUGCAGAGAGCAGAGCAAGGCCCGUGUCGUCGGCAACCACCGUGGUCCACAACACUUCUGCUUUUGCUGGUGACCAGUCUCAGCCCAUCGUCAUCUCGGACACGCCCAGUCCCGCUGUCAGCAUCAUCACCAUCCACAGCGACUCGGAAGACGAGGACGACAGGAAGUUCCCUGCUGCCUGCUCUGGAACAAGCCAGAGGACCAACGUGAUCAGCUGUGUGACGGUGCACGACUCCCAUGACUCCGACUCCUCCACCAGCAGCCCCCUGAGCCCCAAGACCACCUCGCAGCCCGCCAAGUCUCUGGCCAUCGUUUUGCCCUCUGUGAAGAGCCAGCCGGGGGAGAGCACAACCCACAAAGCUCCGGCAGCUCCAGAUCAAGCUACAUGUGGCUCUGGAAAAUCCAAGAAAGGGUCCACUCAGCAGUCCAGUCGGGCGGGAGAUUCCAACACCGAUCGCCAUCAACGGGCCGCAUCCAGCAGAUCUCAGCCUCUCAACCUGAGUCAGGUACAGCAGUCUGUGAUGUCAUCAUCCCACGACCAAACAGGAAGCACUAGCUCCCUGAGGCGGCAGCCCACGUACCCCCCUCCCGCCUCUUCCCACUCAUCCUACCGGCUUCACGAGAACACCCUAUUCAGCUCGACCCCGAACCUGUACGCCUACCCGGCAUCCGCCGCCCUGGCAUCAGUGUCCCAAGCUGUGGACCAGAUGCAAGGUGGCUCAUCCCGCCACGGCAGGGCGAGCGGGGCUUACUCUUCCCUGGCGUUGCUCCAGAAAAGCGGCAGCCUGGUCCUGGGAGGGUCUGCUCCGGGACAGUACGUCAACCACCACCACCAACAGCAGCAGCAGCAGCAGCAGCAGCAGCAGCAGCUGGGAGUGCAGCCUUUCCACCACGCAGGUGCUACUUACCAGCGAAAACUCAACCAGUAUCCCUACCUGUAAAGACUGAAGCGCUGCAUGAAGACCAAAUGGAGACCGAGACUAGAGACGAGCACAAGCUCACCACGGGCGGCUGUGAUUACUUUUAAUUUUCCUUUACUGUCCAGUCCUUAUUUUUACAACUUUCUAUGAUUAUUUUGGAAAAAAUAAUCAUGGAAUGUAUUUAUAUUUUAAUCAUGGUCAGUUUUUAAAACCAUCUAUUCCGACUUAGGAGUUUUUUUGUGUCACAUACAGCAGGUUAACAGCGACAAACAGUGUGGUCUGUAUGUAUCUGAACCAUAGACUGUAUAUAAAGAUGGACAACGCUUCUCCUCUUCCCCCUACUGUACAGAAGUGAAGCCAAAAUAUCUCGAAUACAGGAGCUGCCAUCUUGAGAU
Molecule: messenger RNA, 4312 nt
Organism: Sebastes umbrosus (honeycomb rockfish)
Lineage: Eukaryota; Metazoa; Chordata; Actinopteri; Perciformes; Sebastidae
Gene: hipk1a
Product: homeodomain interacting protein kinase 1a
Exons: 17
Coding region: 474-3938 (1154 amino acids)
Biological process (GO): smoothened signaling pathway; intrinsic apoptotic signaling pathway in response to DNA damage by p53 class mediator; peptidyl-serine phosphorylation
Cellular component (GO): PML body; cytoplasm; nucleus
Molecular function (GO): ATP binding; protein serine/threonine kinase activity; protein tyrosine kinase activity
Source: RefSeq, a predicted model, not a curated record